AUGGCAAGAGGGGAGGCGCUCAGGGCAGCCAAGCUGAGGGUGUGGUCCGAACCAGGGCUCCACCUCAUCGUCACGAGUCGUGAUGAGGUUGAUAUCCGUGACGAGCUCCAACCUACACAUGCUGAGGAUAUAUCACUGCGAAACGAGGAUAUCGGCCGAGAUAUCUCAACUUUUAUCUCUGACCAUCUCAGAAACACAAGAAGGCUUCAUAGGUGGAAGAGCUUCCAUGAUCGCAUUGCGCAAGGGCUUAUUGAGCGUGCAGAUGGCGUCUUUCGAUGGGUCGAAUGCCAGUUCACCUCGCUCGAAAACUGCCCUCGCAGCGAAGCUCACCUUGAGGAUUUGCUCACUUCUCUGCCGCGAUCUCUGGACGAAACAUACGAACGGAUGCUCUUGAAUAUCGAUGAGGGUUCUGCCGAAUAUGCUCGACGGACAUUGACGUUCCUGUGCUGCGCCAAGGAACCGUUGGCCGUUGCUGAAGUCAUAGAAGCAAUGGCUGUAGAAUUAGGAGACAUCCCCAGACUCAACACGAAACGAAGACUACACGACCAAGAUGACCUCCACCAAGUCUGUCCAGGACUCAUCGAGGUGGUUGUAAAUCCUGACGCCAAGGAGCUCUCGACGGUACGAAUCGCCCAUUUUUCGGUCCAAGAAUAUCUAGAGUCGGAGAGAAUCCGCCAACAGAGAGUGGCAAUGUUCCACGUGGAAACAGAGAAAGCCAAUGCAGAAAUUGCGAGCCUCUGUCUGGCCUACCUGCUGGAACCGGAGUGCGAUACUGGCACCGGCAUUAUGACGAAAAUUUCCAAACUACGCACUUGCCUGAUCUUGCAAAAAGGUUAUUUCGAGACCAUAAUGGAGCGCUCAGGAACUGGAUCGAGGAAUGGAACAGCCCGAUCCUGGCUCAACCUAGCAUACAGUCUCCAUCUCCUUUCUCGCAGCCCGACCCUUGUGGACAGCAAACAUAAUAAAAGGCUCGGAGGAACUAUUUCAGUUGCAGUAUCAGGAGGCAAGGAGGCGGUCGUACGUUUGCUGUUAGAUAACGGUGCUGAUGUCAACUCUGAAAGAAGUUGGUUUCGGCCUCUUACAACUGCAGCAGAACGGGGUAAUGAAGCGAUGGUACGUUUGCUAUUGGAUAACGGUGCUGAUGUCAACCCUGGAGGAACAACAACCUCGCCUCUUUCAGCUGCAGCAGGCGAUGGCCAUGAAGCGGUCGUACGUCUGCUACUUGAGAAUGGCGCUUUCGUGAACACCCGGUGUGAGUCCAGGUAUGGGUCGACGGCUCUUAUAGCUGCCGCCCGGUCUGGCAAUGCCGCAACCGUACGCCUGCUAUUGGACAACGGUGCUGGUGAUCAAGCGAAUCGCGAAGAUCUAGUAUUUGCUCUAGAGAAUGCAGUCGAAAUGGGGAGCGAAGACGUCGUACGUUUGCUGCUCGAGAAUGGCGCUGAUGUCGACGACGACGCCAACCGCGCAAUUGUUCGGCUAGCUUUGAGGACCGCGAAGCACGGAAUCGCGAAGCUGAUAUUGGAACAUGGAGCGAUGCAACAAAGUGGAGGAGGAUAG
Ilyonectria robusta is the source of this 1557-nucleotide messenger RNA. RefSeq names its product ankyrin repeat-containing domain protein. The record is from RefSeq and is a predicted model, not a curated record. Gene Ontology annotation, biological process: positive regulation of transcription by RNA polymerase II. Bases 1 to 1557 code for a protein of 518 amino acids. Gene Ontology annotation, molecular function: protein binding; transcription cis-regulatory region binding. Gene Ontology annotation, cellular component: nucleus. The transcript is spliced from 5 exons. NCBI's taxonomy places the organism in Eukaryota, Fungi, Ascomycota, Sordariomycetes, Hypocreales, Nectriaceae.